UUGGCUGUGUACUGUAGCGCUGACGCUUGAGCCGAUGGACUAAGCCGAUGGACUGAGCGGAUGCGCAAGUCGGGCAAGUCGGGCCGUUUGCUGCUGCGACAGGUGGUCUUGAACCAUGGCCACUCGGUGCCUGGCUUUCCGCUGGGCUCCAUGCGCCGCUGGCUGGAGCUCCUGCCCUCCAGCGAGCUCUCGAGGGACAUGGACCGCUGCACUGUGGUGCUGCCGCGGCCGGGCGAUGGCUGGUAUGCGCCACCCUCCUCUGGGACGUCGGCAGGCUUCCCCUGGGGUGAGCUCACACAGCAAGGUGCUGAUGAGAUGAUGCGUCAGGGCCAGCGCUGCGCCAGGGAUUGGUCGGUGGAUUUGUCGAAGGUGCUGCUGCGGGCAGCCAACCGAGCCAGCUGUAUAUCUUCUGCACAGGCCUUUGCACUUGGUGGACGGCCAAAGCAGGAACCCGUCGAACCACUUCGUCAGGAACCCGUUGAGGUGCUUCUGCAGCGCGGGGAAGCCUUGCUCCCCCAGCAGUCGCCAGAGACGGCGGAGGUGCGAUCUCCAGAGUUGGCUCAGGAGAUUCGGCAGAACCUGGGGCUUGAAGGCGAAGAGGAGCAGUCUGAGCUUGCACGCCGCUUGUCCGAUGAAGAGAACUUGCUCGAAGCUGUGAUGAGCUUGGGCUUGCGAGGCGAAGGGGUGGUCGCCCUGCAGGACUCCGUUGCAAGGCGCUGGCAGCGGCUCGUGCGCGGCGGUCCAGGUCGGGUGAUCGGGCCCUUGGUGGGUGAAGUGCUGGGUGCCUGUGAUGCGCGGCUGGAGGGCGAAGAGCCAGGUCUGGUGAUCUAUGUGGUGGAGGCAGCCUCCUUGGUCUGCCUCCAGGCGGCGCUCGAGGCCACCGCGCCAGUCGCUCCGUGGCCAAGCUGGGGGGCUUCGUUGCAGCUGGAGCUGUGGGAGGUGGAAGGGCAGCUCUCCCUGUCCCUCCGACCGCGAGAGGAGCUCGACUGGACAUGCUCCACUGCGCGGGCGCAGAUCCCGCCCUCCGCGCCGCUUCCAUACCUGCCAUUCCGCCAGCGCUGGCACAUGGAGAUGGCAAACGGAUGAAAAUGUGGUGCUGUGAAGAGGGAGAGUUUAGGACAGCAGCCGUUGUCAUCCGCUUGGCUUUGAGAUGCUUUGAGUUGGGCAAGUUUGGCAAGUUUGGGUUGGUCACUGGGUGUGCCACCGGAAGACCUCAGGUUGUUGUAAAAGGGCGAUUCGCGGAAGACUGGCUUCCGCAUCCAAAGUCCGUUUGAGCUCCGUUUCCUCCGUCAUCAAUGCAUCGGCCAUGUUAGACAGACACGUUUCGUCCGCCUGGCGCAGAAAUGCGCCCUUCAGCUCCUUCUUGGUGCAGACAGAUGCUACGAAACAGCUGGAAGAAAGAACGUGUGCCUGCCAUGUUGCCUGCAAAUUCUGGAUGGUUUUCUUCUGGAGGGUUCUUGAGAUGUUGAUAUUUGUGAUAUCAGUGGGGUUUCCAAGCGUAUGUGCAAGUGGAUUUGACCUGCAUUCGCUCCCAUCUGGAUCAGAUAAACUCUU
This is a messenger RNA of Durusdinium trenchii, 1554 nucleotides long. The record is from the annotation of a GenBank genome assembly. Lineage: Eukaryota; Dinophyceae; Suessiales; Symbiodiniaceae.